AUGUCGACCAUUACCGAAAUCCUGACCGACGAGCAGUGGCAGCAGGUGCUCAGCUCUGCGCCCGCCUCAACCCUCAUUGUCGCCUCUUUCCACGCACCCUGGGCGGCGCCAUGUGCCCAGAUGGCAACGGUUCUGUCCACGCUCGCAUCCGAAUAUCCCGUCACCGAUCCUCUGAGCACCCAGUGGGUGUCGAUCAAUGCUGAGGACCUCAGCGAUAUCAGCGAAACCUACGAUGUGACCGCGGUUCCUUACCUGGUGCUGCUGCGAAACGGCGAAGUCGUCGAGACUGUUAGCGGCAGCAGCGCCGUCAAGGUGCGGACGGCUAUCGAGAAGCACGCAAACAAGGCUGGAGGUGCAACACAAGAUGCUGCCGCGCCUAAUGGGGCUGCUCAGGCCGCCGAAGUGGCCCAGGCCGAUGCCACCAUCGUUGAUCCGGCCAAGCAGAAGGAGGAAUUGUUCAAGCGCCUCGGCGACUUGGUCAAGGCAGCCCCCGUUAUGCUCUUCAUGAAGGGCACACCCAGCUCUCCCCAGUGUGGCUUCUCGCGGCAAAUGGUUGGAAUCUUGCGCGACAACUCUGUCAAAUACGGAUUCUUCAAUAUCCUGGCCGACGAUGAUGUGCGACAGGGCCUGAAGGAGUAUGCUGAGUGGCCGACUUUCCCACAGCUGUGGAUGGAUGGCGAACUCGUUGGUGGUCUAGACAUCGUUAAGGAGGAGCUCAGCAGCAACGAGGAAUUCUUCAAGCCAUACAGCGUCACUGCUGAACCGACGGCGGCGUAAACAAAACCAAGAAAGGUGUAGACAACACCUCCUCACAUUUCCGUCUGUGACAUCUCUGGUGAAAAUAAUUUUGUCCACCUUUAUGGGUUGGUGGCGGAGCCGUGACAUAGUGCCAUAUCGAAAUAUUCUGGCCUACCUAACUGCAGUAAGACGUGUACUAUGCAGGCCCGGGAGUGAGAUGCUUGGGACGAGAGCAUAAAGGCGAAUUUGCCCCUGCAUAUCGAGCUAUCGGAUGAGCGAAAUUGGAAUUGGAAUUGGAGCGUUAUACCUGUCGAUGAGGCGUCUAUGAUUGCGUUUUCAGAGUUGAACAUGCAUGGCCAACAGUAGAAAAGAGAAGCCCUUCACUGGGCUGGUCAUGGCUGCCGAGUCGGGUAUUUGAUGAGGCCAAAAGCAGAGGGGGAUAUGGAUAUGAUGUAUGAAACUCAAAAUAUUAUAAAUGAAAAAUAGCAAUUUGACAAUAUG
Molecule: messenger RNA, 1239 nt
Organism: Trichoderma virens Gv29-8
Lineage: Eukaryota; Fungi; Ascomycota; Sordariomycetes; Hypocreales; Hypocreaceae
Exons: 2
Coding region: 1-777 (258 amino acids)
Molecular function (GO): 2 iron, 2 sulfur cluster binding
Source: RefSeq, a predicted model, not a curated record